AGACGAGGAAAGAUGGUGUAAGGAGACGAGUCGAUAGGUUAGCAACUGACCCCGCCCACAGGAGGUGGUGUCUAAUGGGCAAUUGCAACGCUAGAAUGAUACAGUCAUUUUAUUGUAUCUAGCCACGGAAAGGAAAUGUUUGUCGUGAUCUUUCAACAAACAUGGAACGGAAGAAGCACGCUGGCGAGUCAUGAAAGAAGAAAUGCCCCAUCAAAAGACAGUUUAGCUUUUGAAUACGCCGAGGAGAUUACCAGCAUGAAUACUACGACUUCACUGUUAGGCCUGGCUAUGACAGGAUAUUGAACACUCAGCCACAAGACAGCUGAGGGUCGGGAGAGCCAUGGCUGACUCCCAGGGGGCUGAAGAGGGGAGUCCCGGGGGUGAGAGGAAGAAGAAGGUUGGACAGUAUGUCCUCGGAAGGAAGAUCGGAGAAGGACGGUACACCACGGUCAGGCUCGGAACCCACAACAUUGCACAUGAAAGGGUGGCAGUAAAGGUGAUUCCAAAGAAGGUGUUGGUACAGAAAGAGGCUGCACGACGUCACUUCCGGCGGCAGGCACUUCUAUCCCAGUAUGUCCACCACCCCAACAUCAUCCGUCUCUACGAGGCUAUGGAGACACCAAACAGCUACUACCUCGUUCUCGAGAUGGCCGACAGGGGGCACUUCUGUCAAUACCUGGCUCAAAAGCGGUGUCUUGACGAGAACGAAACCCGGAAGUUUGCCUCCCAGCUGGUGUCGGCCGUCGACCACAUGCACGUGUCCGGCAUUGUCCACAGAGACCUUCGAUUGGACAACUUCCUGCUUGACAAGGACUUCAAUUUGAAAAUAAGCGAUUUCGGCCAGGGGAGCCACCCUGUACCCGGUUCGCCCCACCCUGCGCAGGGGAUGGCCCCUGCCUACGUUGCCCCCGAGAUGUUCACGGGGAAGCAGGGCGGACCCGCCGCAGAUAUAUGGAGCAUAGGCGUGUGUGUGUUCACCAUGUUGAGCGGAAGGCUACCGUUCAUGUCAGACACCCCUUCCUCUCUGCAGCAGAUCCACGCCAACAUUCUUCAAGGCUGUCGGAUUCCGGCGAGUCUGUCUCCAGGCUGCAAAGACUUUCUAAGUCAUCUGCUGGAGCCUUUCGAGAGCAAGAGGAUAAUGAUGGACGACCUUCUAACUCAUCCCUGGCUCACCAACGAUGGCCACUCAACCGUCCCACGUCACCCCCAAGUUCUCAAGGUCACGCCAGAAGCUGUGGAUAUUAACGUUGUCCGAUACCUCUCCCAGUACUUUGGAUUCAAUGAAAGUGAACUGCUUUACUCAGUGAGUGAGAGGAAGGUGGACAGUGCCUCAGCUGCUUAUCUUCUCAUGGUGAAGGGUGUGGAAGAAGGAUUUAUUCUUCCCCACAUGACGGCGAGAUCAGACUCUACUACGUCUACUCAGACGACCUCGACCUCUGGUGACUCGGGGGCCUUGCAGGAUGUUGUGUAUCGUGACCAUCUGCCGCGGGUUGGCGCCUCAUCUGAGGAAACUGUGACGUGGCUUGCAUCAUGUCGACCUGUGUCCCUUAAAACGUCUUUUUCGUUGUUUCGAAAAAGUCAUGCAAGUAAUACUCUCACCAACAGACCGAAAAGUUUCGAUCCCCACAUGAUUCCAUCGGUGAAGACAAAGAAGCCGUUUUUAACGAGAAACUCACAGCAUAAGCUUCCAGAAAUCAGUAGUACUCGGUCCCAUUCGCCCGACCCACAAUAUGGUACCUACGGACGGCAUAGAGACGCGUGGAAGAAAUCUGAAAGUGAUCAGUUGAACGUGCGAGGACAGUCCCCAGUCCGAAACAGGGAGAUUUAUGUCAAUAUCGACAGGCUUAUGCCCCAGGUGUUUGGGUUCGACCCUCCCGCUCCGCCCAACACGGCUUAUGGAAUGAGAAAACGUCUGGGCAGGAAGGCGGACGUUGUUGAGACUGACAAUGGGAAGGCAAGGUCAGGGACGCUCCCAUCUGUGUGUGAAAGGGGUCCAGGUGACCCUGGAGGUGACGUAGAGAGACAGAAGUCUCGGAUCUUGUGUAGUGUUGACUUGACGUCUCAGAAGCGACCACUGUCCUACGGGCAACCGCUAUCGUCCCCGAAACAGCUUACGGCUAGGGAGCAGAGAAAUGCCACCAUAGCUGUGUUCAGAAAGAUAUCAGAACAGAACGCGAUGAACAGGGCACUGCAGUGGAACAAGCAGCUAUCUGAAAGGCCACCUACCUCCAUGUCGACGGAAUCAGCCGAGAAGGAUGACUUCCUCAACCCGGUUAUAAAGGUCACCAUCUCAACAUGUGACAGACAAUAGUACAACUGAGUGAUCGCCAAGACGAAGGUCAACACAAAGGUCACCAUUUAAAAGUGUCACCUUGUCAACAUGUGAUAGACAUAUUUGUACAACACUGUUUGAACACGAAGUCAUGAAAUUAAACAUUUCUAUGUGCUGCUCACAGACAUACGUGGUGCUCCGACACUCGUAAAUCACUAUGCAAGAAACAUUGGGACCAGCCUCGAAAGCUUAUGACGCAUACCGCUAAGUACAAGGUGGUCCAGGCAACAGUGUUGCUGUCUUCUCGUGAGAGACAUAUAUUGAUACUGAUGUUGACUGCCUUGUUGGAAGAAUCAGCACGUGUUGCACCUCGCUGUUGAAUGGAAGAAUCGCACGUGUUGCACCUCGCUGCUGAGUGAAAUAAUCGCACGUGUUGCACCUCGCUGCUGAGUGGAAGAAUCGCACGUGUUGCACCUCGCUGUUGAGUGGAAGAAUCGCACGUGUUGCACCUCGCUGUUGAGUGGAAGAAUCGCACGUGUUGCACCUCGCUGUUGAGUGGAAGAAUCGCACGUGUUGCACCUCGCUGUUGAGUGGAAGAAUCGCACGUGUUGCACCUCGCUGCUGAGUGAAAGAAUCGCACGUGUUGCACCUCGCUGCUGAGUGGAAGAAUCGCACGUGUUGCACCUCGCUGCUGAGUGGAAGAAUCGCACGUGUUGCACCUCGCUGCUGAGUGGAAGAAUCGCACGUGUUGCACCUCACUGCUGAGUUGACAGUCAGCACGUGUUGCACCUCACUGUUGAGUUGACAGUCAACACGUGUUACACUUCACUGCUGAGUUGACAGAGGCAGCACGUGUUGCACCUCACUGCUGAGUUGACAGAGGCAGCACGUGUUGCACCUCACUGGUGAGUUGACAGAGUCAGCACGUGUUGCACCUCACUGCUGAGUUGACAGAGUCAACACGUGUUGCACCUCGCUGCUUAGUUGACAGAGACAGCACGUGUUGCACCUCACUGCUGAGUUGACAGAGUCAACGCGUGUUGCACCUCACUGCUGAGUUGACAGAGUCAGCACGUGUUGCACCUCGCUGUUGAAUGGCGACGUCGCUGCAUCACGAAUCACGUGCCAGCCAUCACAGAUUAAUUAAAGAGUGAGUGAGUGAGUGAGUGAGUGAGUGAAUGAGUGAGUGAGUGAAAAUUUAACGUCGCAUCGGCAUUAUUCAGCCAUACAGGGACGAUGAUUAAUUAAAGAUUUCAGAGACAUUUGUGUGUGUGUUUCAGGCAGUAUGCUCUAACUUAUGGAGCUUGAUCAUCCACGAGUACACGUUUCACAUAUCUUUAAAGAAACAGCGAUAAAUCUACUGAAAGCAAACAAUGACGUGAACGAAAAUAUCAUUUUAUUCCAAUAUUCAUCAGAUUAUUCUGGCCUUACAUUUUGAAAAAAAGCCUUCACUUGUUAACUAUGUUAACAAGGGCCCUUGGAAAUUAUAAGGUGUCAGUGCAAAAUACGUUAUUGUGAUAAACUAUGCGUGACCCCAUUUAUGCAUUCAGACACAGUUAGUCUGCAUAUUCGGUGCAUUCCCUCAGCUUCCAGAAGCGAAGAGGGCUCAUGCAGUCGUCUAUUCGCUUUGCAGAGUUGCAUCCCAUAGGCGUGCCAUAAACGUAUGGUCUUGGGCUCGAAACCGAAAUUCGGCUCUAUUAGGUUUGUCAAUACCAUGCCCGUGCUCGUAGAUUUCACAUAUUAGACCUGCAUUUGUUCUAGCUUGACUCGCACAUUAAGAUGACCGACCAUGAUGAGACUGAAAUACUGUUCAAAGCGGGGUUCUACCAAUCUCACUCAUCACUCAUAAGCGACUAGAUGUAUGUCAAUUUCAUACAUAAACAUAUUUCAUCCAAAGUGAAAAUUCAACAUUUGCGUCACUCAUCCCAUUGCCAUAUACUUGCAGUAAGCACGUGGUAUUGGAAGCAUAUGCCAAGCAAAACGUGGCGUUCUUUUCAUUUCUAGUGAACAACUCGCCUAACGGCGUCAAUCUGCAUCUCAAAUCACAAACAGUGUGUCAAUAUUUUGGCAUGCCUAUCAAAGAAACUAUAGCUGAUGAUCCUUGCAAAGUGUUUCGUUUGAAAGUCUUUGAAAAAAAUGUUAGUUUCAAACUAUGAUAAAAAUAUGUGUAAAUUUUUUAUGACAGAAAAAGGGUUAAAAAAACAAAGAAUAAGUUUGCAAAGAAUACGUUGAUGUUCCUCACCUGAAUCCGGGGCACUCAUUAUUUCGAUGUGCCAAUUAUACUUCACAGUUAUAAAUGCAAAAUAUAAGUCCAAUUCAUAUUGUUGAUUUUUAAACUUAUAGUUUAUUUUUGCAUGUUAACUGUCAAAUAAACAUGUAUUUUUCCU
Haliotis rufescens (red abalone) is the source of this 4659-nucleotide messenger RNA. Its product is annotated as hormonally up-regulated neu tumor-associated kinase-like. The transcript is spliced from 9 exons. The coding region runs from base 341 to 2311 and encodes 656 amino acids. The record is from RefSeq and is a predicted model, not a curated record. Gene Ontology annotation, molecular function: ATP binding; protein tyrosine kinase activity; protein serine/threonine kinase activity. Gene Ontology annotation, biological process: intracellular signal transduction; protein phosphorylation. Gene Ontology annotation, cellular component: cytoplasm. Lineage: Eukaryota; Metazoa; Mollusca; Gastropoda; Lepetellida; Haliotidae.